Tribolium madens (black flour beetle) is the source of this 591-nucleotide messenger RNA. RefSeq names its product synaptobrevin-1-like. Bases 218 to 586 code for a protein of 122 amino acids. Gene Ontology annotation, molecular function: SNAP receptor activity; syntaxin binding. NCBI's taxonomy places the organism in Eukaryota, Metazoa, Arthropoda, Insecta, Coleoptera, Tenebrionidae. The record is from RefSeq and is a predicted model, not a curated record. Gene Ontology annotation, biological process: vesicle fusion; vesicle-mediated transport. Gene Ontology annotation, cellular component: plasma membrane; SNARE complex. The transcript has 2 exons.
UUUUGGGCUAUUAUGCAACCAACAAUACAAAAAAUUCCAAAAGUCCCACUAAUAAACUAAUUAAACGUUUGAAUAAUGGAAAAAAUCAAUUAAAUUCACUUAAUCCUCCAUUUCCUUUGUGCGUCCGAUUAAUUAUAAUUUUGAUAACGUCGAUAAGAUAAGCAAGUGGUGUUUAUCGUUUUUAUUUUGUGUAAAUUUUCGCGUGUGUUUAACAAAAAUGGAGCGUCCUACGCAAGAUUCAUCGCCUGAAAAAUUGAAAGAAACGCAAGCUCAAGUAGACGAAGUGGUGAAUAUAAUGCGAGUGAAUCUUGAAAAAGUCAUGGAGCGGGAAGAAAAUUUAAAACGGAUGAAUACCAUCGCUGAAGAUUUGAUCGAAGGAGGAAAACAAUUCGAGCAACAAGCCGGCAAACUAAAGAAAAAAUACUGGUGGAAAAAUAUCAAAAUGUUGAUCAUUUUGAUCAUCGUUAGCUUGAUUGUAUUGACAAUCAUUAUUGUGAGUGUGACGGUCAGUAUUGGCGAGAGAGGGAACAGGGAAGACAACAAUGGGACGAGGACUGUUAAUGCCGGGCCAACAAUAAAUGACUAAUUAUU